Molecule: messenger RNA, 4201 nt
Organism: Dromaius novaehollandiae (emu)
Lineage: Eukaryota; Metazoa; Chordata; Aves; Casuariiformes; Dromaiidae
Product: sphingosine 1-phosphate receptor 3
Exons: 2
Coding region: 1204-2349 (381 amino acids)
Biological process (GO): regulation of metabolic process; adenylate cyclase-activating G protein-coupled receptor signaling pathway
Cellular component (GO): plasma membrane; cytoplasm
Molecular function (GO): sphingosine-1-phosphate receptor activity
Source: RefSeq, a predicted model, not a curated record
GUCUCUGUCAGAGAUGACACGAGCUGCACCAUCCAUGCACCACUUCCGGUCCUCUGCAGGGGACAUCCGUCCUACUGUGGGGCCUUGUAGGAAUGGGCUGCUACCAGGUGGUGGCAAGCCAGAUUGAAGAAAGCCAAUCAGAUCCAUGGCAGGCCUUGUCUUGUGCCCUCUCCUAGGACAGUCUGAUGAGGAUGACUAUUUCUGGCUCCUUUCUUGAAGGUGCAAAAAAGCAGUAAAGGCAAAACAAGGAAAUAGGGAAAGGACGGACUUGUGCGACCUGGGACUUGACGGCAUACUGCCAGUGGCCUCUAAGGACUACAGAGCUUCUGGGGCUUCUGGGGACAGAGGUUUGCAGGGAAACUGUUGGACAACACUUGUCUGUGCAAUGAGGGACCUCUAUUCAGAGGUCAGAGUCUGCUCUGCUGUAAAAAGUGGUGCGUGCUUUCAUCUGGCAUGGAAGAAGUUUUCCACUCCCCCUUCCUGCCACAGAAGAGAGCAGCUUGCACGAGCACAGGCGAUCAGCGGCCAACAGAGACGAUGCUGGCACCGCCACUGCUUGCCAGGGUAGCCAUGCUCAGUGGGGCCGUAACCACGGGCUCCACUCACUUCCAAGGGUCCUUGUGUCUUGCGCCCUGUGCAGUCCCUGCCGGGGACUACAAAGGUCCUACACCAAAAGUGUUUCCUCCGUCCCCUUCAGUAGAUUAAAAGCAGUCACCAAAACCCGCCACUUGUUCUGGUACUUGGGCUCUGUUUGAACUUGCGGCUUUCUAAAGACUAGCUCAGCUUUCUUCCAGGACGUCUCUCCGCCCGGGAAGGGGAGUGCAGGCAGCGCGACAGCUGAGCCCGUGGCACGAGUCCCAGUGUGACGAUGCUCCGCUCCAGACGGGAGGCUCCCAAGAAAAACACCGACUGCAGCGCGACGACCGGGCAACCCCAGGCGCAGGGCUGCUGCAGCGCUCCCGUUCGCCAGCUCGCCGGAGCGGCUUCUGACGGAAGGCUUUGCCGUACCCACAGGCGCCUGGCAAGGCCUGGUUUGAGAGCUGCUGUCCCGAAUUACCAUGCGAGGAGCGCUGGAGCCUGGGGUCCCUGCUGCCUGCCCAGAGGAGUGCUUGGAGGAGCGUGGCUUGAUCUCCCUCUUGUGGAAAAUUAUUGGAACUAAAUUCGUGCAAUAUUAAAGAGGCGAAGAACCGCAUCGGCUGGCAGAUGAUGGCAGCCAUCACUGUGUCACCUGCCGCUCUCGGUGGCCCCCAAGGAGGAGAGGAGAUGGACUCUCUGAUCGUGCUGCAUUACAAUUACACAGGAAAGCUUAUUCUCAGAGAAAAAGCAACUGAUAAGGUAGACCUGCCAACCAUUGCUUUUCUCAUCCUGUGUAGCUUUAUAGUCCUGGAAAACUUGAUGGUGUUGAUUGCCAUUUGGAAAAACAAUAAAUUUCACAACCGCAUGUACUUUUUUAUUGGCAAUCUAGCUCUGUGUGAUCUUCUAGCCGGGAUCGUUUACAAAGUAAACAUACUUAUGUCUGGGAAAAAAACUCUUAGCUUGUCGUCCACAAUCUGGUUCAUUAGGGAAGGCAGCAUGUUUGUUGCCCUGGGAGCUUCCACUUUCAGCUUAUUAGCAAUAGCCAUCGAGCGGCAUUUGACUAUGAUUAAAAUGAGGCCUUACGAUGCGAAUAAGAAAUACCGAGUGUUCCUGCUCAUUGGAACAUGCUGGCUGAUUUCGGUCUCCUUGGGUGCCUUACCCAUCCUCGGUUGGAACUGUAUAAACAACUUACCGGAUUGCUCGACAAUUUUGCCUCUUUACUCCAAGAAGUAUGUUGUGUUCUGCAUAAGUAUCUUCAUAGCCAUUUUGGUAGCUAUCGUUAUCCUUUAUGCACGUAUCUACAUCCUGGUGAAGUCCAGCAGCCGCAACGUCACCAACCACAGUAACUCCGAGCGCUCCAUGGCUCUCCUUCGGACGGUUGUGAUCGUCGUUGGCGUCUUCAUUGCCUGUUGGUCGCCGCUCUUCAUUCUGUUCCUCAUCGAUGUGGCCUGCAGGGUCAAGGAGUGCUCCGUCUUGUACAAAGCCAACUGGUUUAUUGCUUUGGCCGUCAUCAAUUCUGCAAUGAAUCCCAUCAUCUACACUUUGGCUAGUAAGGAAAUGCGUCGGGCUUUCUUUCGCCUUGUUUGUGGCUGCCUGGUGAAAUCCAAAGUGGCCAGAUCCUUGCCUAUUCAGCCCACGCCAGAUCACAGUCGAAGUAAAUCCAGCAGCAGCAAUACCCAGAAGCCAAAGGAUGAUUUCCCACAGAUGAAUGUUCCCUCAUGUAUCAUUGAGAAAAAUGAAUCUUCAUUUCACAAUGGAAACUUCUGUAAAUAAAAGACUCCUCAAGACAAAGACUUUUCUGUGGCUUUUAGGGUUAAUCUACAAAUGGAGUUCCAAUGUUCAUGCACUUAAAUCAUAGGGGAAAACACUAACCACUUAUUUAACUUUGAGGACUUAUUUAUCAGCAGUCAUUUGCUUUGGGUAUUCAUUCAGCAAUGCACCUGAUUCAGGAAAACUUUUCCUGCUACCCACCCAACAGCCAGGACAGAGUCCGUGCAUGUCCAAUGACAUUGUACACCGCGAUGGCAUUGCAUAUAUGUGGUUAAAUAUGGCACUGCCUGAUCUUGCAAGACAUCUAUAAAAUCUAUCAGAAACAUCACCAUUCUGAACACUGCCAAGGAUCAGAAAAUGAGCCUGAUUAUUGCUGAUUGGGAAAAAGGCUCAUUACAUAUGUUGGCAAUUAUAGUUCUCUAUACGUAUCUUGCUGUUAUGUUAAUGGCCUUACAUGUAUGUGGUAUAAAUAUCUGUAUAUUUGUACAAUUCCUUAUUAAAAAGUCAUUGUUUGGCAAGAGUUUACAAUAUGCUAAACAUCGUAUUGCAGUAUACAGUGUAAGAUGACAGAUUAUACAAGUAGAUAGAUGUGUUUCAAAGAGGAUGUUUGAAAACAUAUGAAGAAGUAGCUUUAAACUGACAGAGGAACUUUAACAUGCCAUAUCAAUGCAGUAUUUUUAUUUUUUCACUGUUACUCAAACUUUUCAUGUUCAUUGAAAGACAACAUGAUGGUUGUCACUGUGACAUUUCACAACUUAUUUUAAACAAACAGUAGUAAAUAACAAACAGUAGCAAAUAACGAUUGAGAAGGGAUAUAUACGUUUGUUAUUUAAAAUAGUUAAAAUGUGACCCAACAAUACACAUAUAUCAAGUGUAUGUACUAUCUCAAUGCAUAUAUUUUUACUUACUAUUUUCAAUGUAUUUAAAAAUGUAUGUCAAACCCAUGUAAACCUGUGUACAUUGUGAAUGCACUACCUAAGCUGAGAUUCUUCAGUUCUGAAAGGGAGAAGUAUCAUUUCAGAAAGCAGUGAACCACAGCUAGGUUUCCUUGGGGAUUUCCUAGUUUUCUCUCCAGGUGCUACCGUGGCAUGGGAUCGUAUUAUGGAUUCGGUCGGGGAAGAAGUCCAGCUAGCAGGACAAGAUCCUACUGUUUGUUGGUGGGACCUUAUGCUUCUCCAACCUCUGGGUGCUUUUGCAGACCCAAGCGGGAAGACGCAGUACAGCAGGAUAACGGUGAGGCGAAUAGCUCCGUAUGUACCCGACCCUGUCUUGGAUCUGGAAUGGGAGCCCAUUCAGUUUGGAAGAUCUUCCACCUUUCCUGGAGCCCCAAACUUACUCUUUAGAGAGGUUGUUCCAGAGAAACCUCUAUGCAAACAACUGCGUGGUUCAUCGCUGCCUUACCAGGCUCCAUUCAGGAUGGUGGUCCGCUUCAGAGGGGGCUCCGGUGACCUGUAAGGGUUAAGACAUCAUAAACAUCUGGGGUCAGGUCCCCAUGAACGUGGUCCAUGGUACUUCCAUCAACAAUACAUCAGGGCUGGAGGCUUCAGUGGAGAUUGAAGGGAAAUGCUCAAAUGAGUUCCGAUCGUCUUUCGACAGGAAUGUAACCAUCCAACUUUCUUGGGCUCUUGUGAAGAUUCCUGUUUAAUGUCUCAAACCACACCUUGCCUUAUGCACAAUCAAAAGUUGAGGGUUUUUUUUAAGUUCACAACUUGUAUAAGUUGAUCCUUAGCUUUACUCCUGUCUCAAUCAUUUAAAGCAACAGCAUUAAAAGACUCUUUCCAAGUAUGUACAGUGUAUAAAUCAUGUAAUGUAUGUAGCAAAAGCCUUUAAAAUAUAGAGGUUUGCAUUGUCAUUA